Hyaloscypha bicolor E is the source of this 1100-nucleotide messenger RNA. RefSeq names its product PQ loop repeat protein. The record is from RefSeq and is a predicted model, not a curated record. The annotation marks the transcript as partial. Lineage: Eukaryota; Fungi; Ascomycota; Leotiomycetes; Helotiales; Hyaloscyphaceae. The transcript has 5 exons.
CAGCAUUCUAUUCUCGUCGCCUGUGAGGUUCCAACAAAACAACAAUCACUCCCACCCGCCCUCGGAUUUCUGCAUACAUCUCUAUGGAGUAAUUUCUCAAAUUUUUCCAUCAAUUUGAGUCCCACCCUUCAAUUCCAAAACAAUAAAACGGGAAUUUGAGAGCUCAUUCUUAGAUCACGUGCGCUCCACAUUUCGCCUACGUCGUCUUCAUCACAUCAUCCUCAAGAGACAUCAGGCUUCCGUCCGAAUCAAUCCUCUCAGCCUCGCAUUCGAAUACCAUGUAAUCGCCUAUUUUCAUUUCACCAGUUCUCAAAAUGGAUAUCCCAAUCGCCGCCAACGUCCUCGGCACAAUCGGUGCAGUCUGCUGGUCCGUUCAGCUCAUUCCUCAAAUAAUCAUCAACUACCGCCGCCAUAAUACAAUCGGUUUGCAACGGUCAAUGAUGCUUCUCUGGGCAUGUGCCGGUGUCCCGCUUGGUGCGUACAACGUCUCGGGGCACUUCAACAUCGCGCUGCAGGUGCAGCCGCAGAUCUUGACAGUGUUGAGCUUGAUUACUUGGAUUCAGUGCUACUAUUAUGAUGAUAAAUGGGGUAUCUCAAAAUGUUGUGUCGUUGUUGGAGCCAUCGGCACAGUAUUUGGUGGCAUUGAAGCAGGAUUGGUAUUUGCACUGAAGACAGCACUCAGACAAAACCUUCACUGGCCCAUCACGCUCCUGGGCGUAAUCUCAACCAUCCUCCUCUCCGCCGGCGUCCUUCGCCAUUACUACGACAUCUACAUCCACCGCACAGUCCGCGGUAUCUCCUUCAUAUUCGUAGCCAUUGAUGCAGCAGGCGAUGUCUUCUCUCUUAUAUCCGUCUUCUUCCAACCCAAGCUCGAUAUCCUAGGCAUGGUCAUCUAUGCAACGGAGUUCGUGCUGUGGUGCGGCGUCUUUGCAUGUGGCGGGUAUUUCAACCUGAUGCCGUGGAUUCGGCAGAAGAUUAGGGGUAGAAGAAGGGAGGAAGGAACGCGAGAUGAUGUAGCUGGUAUUGACGCGGGUGCAUCGAACGAUGUUUCACUCAGUCGGGUUCCUUCUUCGACGUCUGUGUUCAGAACACCGAGCUCG